AUGCGUGCGGCGUGCAUCACUACGCGUUUGAGCUUUGUCCAUCCCGGAGGUACGGGGACGCUGCAGCGCAGUCGUGUGCAUCACGCUGCGUCUGGGUUAGCGUCUCAAGGUUCGCCGGCGUUUCGCUGCGGGGGUGUUGUGCUCCCCAAGAGACCGGCCCGAGUCGGUGCUGCCGUCUCCGCUCCAGUGCACUCUGUGGGUGUUUCACGUCGCGCGCUGUGCUGUGCGGUGGAGAGCGCAUCAUCGCCGUCGUCACCGAUGCCGGCAAGCGCGGGUGACGCGCAGACGAAACCCGUGUUUCUUGGCCUUAGCCGAAAGCGCUUGAAAGUCGGUUUUUGGUUCUUCAUGUGGUACCUGUAUAAUGUCGUUUUUAAUAUCGUGAACAAGAAGACGUUGAAUAUGUGGUCGUAUCCUUGGGUUCUAUCGACGAUACAACUUGGCGUCGGAGCGCUCUACGUGAGUGUGCUGUGGCUGCUGGGAUUGCGCCGGCGUCCGCAGGUGAACGGAAAGCUCAUUCGCUCUCUAAUUCUGCCGUCUCUCUUCCACACCAUAGGCCAUGCGACAAGUUGUUUAUCUUUCUCGUCGGUAGCGAUUUCCUUCACGCACACGGUGAAGUCGGCGGAACCAGUGGUCGGUGCACUGGGUUCCGCGCUCUUUCUCCACGAGUACUACUCGCCCAUGGUGUACUUUGCCAUGAUUCCCAUUAUCGUUGGGGUUGCACUCUCAUCCAUCAGCGAGUUAACGUUUACGAUGGCUGGUUUCCUGAACGCGAUGGCGAGCAACUUUGCGUUUGUCGCUCGAAACGUAACCUCCAAGGUGAGUCUCGGCGACACCAAGAAGGACGCCAGCUUGACCGCCUUCAACACCUACGGUCUGAUCACAAUCAUAAGCUUCUUCUUGGAGCUGCCCAUGGCGUUGCUCUUUGAAGGUUUACCGAAAGUCGCGUCCCGCAUUCCGGGAAUCGGCGCUGGCACUGUGUUCGGCUACAUCGCAGUGGCGAGUCUGCUCUAUCACUUGUACAACGAAGCAUCGUAUGGCGUACUGGAGGAUGUUUCGCCAUUGACAUUCUCGAUUGGUAACGUCGUGAAGCGUUUAGCUAUCAUAUUAUCCAGUGUUAUCGCAUUUGGUACGAUCAUGCGCCCGCUUAAUUGGCUCGGUGUGGCGCUCGCCGUCGGUGGUACCCUCAUCUAUUCGUAUGCGAAGCAUAUGGAUCAGAAGAAAAUAGACGCAGCCAAGAAAAAGGCCGCCUGA
Cyanidioschyzon merolae strain 10D is the source of this 1251-nucleotide messenger RNA. Its product is annotated as probable glucose 6 phosphate/phosphate translocator. Lineage: Eukaryota; Rhodophyta; Bangiophyceae; Cyanidiales; Cyanidiaceae. The transcript has a single exon. Gene Ontology annotation, molecular function: antiporter activity. Bases 1 to 1251 code for a protein of 416 amino acids. Gene Ontology annotation, cellular component: Golgi apparatus. The record is from RefSeq and is a predicted model, not a curated record.